This is a messenger RNA of Caenorhabditis angaria, 3723 nucleotides long. The record is from the annotation of a GenBank genome assembly. NCBI's taxonomy places the organism in Eukaryota, Metazoa, Nematoda, Chromadorea, Rhabditida, Rhabditidae.
AUGAACGCCAGACAGCAUGAGCUGAGACUUGUGAGUUUUUGAAAUAUAAAGAAAAAAGUGAUUAUACAAAAAAUUUGAAAUUCAAGUCGAAAAAAAUCGGACAAUUUCCGAAAGUAUUACAUUUUUGGGCUCCCGAGUCGAGAGUUUUCAAAGUGGAACACUUAAACUUUUGAAAAGUAACCUUAAUAUUCAAGAUUUGGUUACAAAACUGAAUAAAUUUCGAAAUUUUACGAAGCAAGUUAUUUUUGUAGAUAACACUUUGAUUUCGAAACCUCUCCAAUUCUAAGAAAAAAAACUGAUUAUCAAGCCCGCAAAACUUUUAUCUGACCCGAUUUUUUGCAGACUGUCGAAUUGCGUCAAGUUUAUGAAGCGGUUCAAAGUAUCAUUCAUGCAGUUUUAUUCCAUCGAACACUGGCAAAGGUGAUUUUUUGGGGGCCAGUUCAAAAAGUGCACAUUUUCGUUUUUACAAAAGAUCAUGUGUUUUCCGUGUGACCCAACCCUUUAAAGAUAAAAAAGGAAAUGAUAAGAUUAUGGAGAAAAAAUGUGGGGUUAGAGAUGAUUUAGCAAAAAAAAAAACAACAAUCGAAUUGAGAAAUCGCGCUCGCAUGCCCUGCGAGGUUAGAUUUAAUCGAAGAAAUAUAAAAGAAAUAUAGAUCGAAGCUGAGAUAUUGGAAUUUUUCGAAUUGUCUUGGAGAUAAUAGAGUUUUGUGAAGUUGUGAAUUCUGUUCUGAAAAUGAUUUUUUAAUCACGGGAAUUUGCAUAGCCUCCAAAUCACGAUUUGAACCAAGGAAUCAAGAUAUGAUCAAGGCAUUUUUUUAGUUUACUUCCCAAAGGGACCUUUUUUCCCCGAUCCAAAAUAUAAAACAUUCAAGAUCACAUGUUCUUUGAACUAUUUCUUUUUUUUUCUAUUUUCUCCUCUUUUUUCUCCGUCUUCCAAUAAUAUGUAUACAUCGAAAAUGUCUGUUUUUUCGUCACAUGUGAAAAAUUGAGAGAAGCAGACGGGUAGAGGAACUGAAUGUUUGUUCUAACUUCUUCUUUUUCUUUUCCCUCUUUUACCAACAGAGGUCGAACUAGUAAUAAUGAACAAAGGAGUAUUUAGAAGGGGGAAAAUUGAAUGGGCAGAUUUUAUCGCGUCGAAAAAAAACACAUUAUUUAUUUACUUUUUGUACAUAGUAGCCAAAAAAGAAGGCUAAAACCGUCUAGUAAGUAGGUGUUCGUUUUUGGUUGAAAAAAGGGGGUUGCGUCAUAAUGAUGACAGGUGCGGGAAGGAUGAGAUUGAAAAAGAAAAACAACCAACACAUUUCAUCAUUUUUCGAGGCGGGGGUGACAAAUAGAUAAUUAGCAGCACACCGCAAAAUGUUCUUUCACCCAGCCAAAGAACUUUUAGGACAUGUCUCUAAAAAAAGGUCACAAAAAAUUGGGGACCCAAGUAAAAACUGUACUCAUAGGGCACUUUUUUUGGAACCACAAAAAAUUGGAAAAGAAAAAAAGUUCAAAAUGGGGAGGAAAAAUGGGUCUGACAAAAGAGAAGGUUUUGGCUAGUAAUUAUCCAUAUUUUUAAAAUUGGUCCCAAUUGUUUUCCGAAAACCCUCUUUUCAACCUGAUUUUUUGCAGUUCGCAUACCAAGGCGAAAAGAACUUCUCGCUUGGCUCGAUUGGCAUCAAAGAAGUCGAAUGUGAUCAUAUUGAUUUGACUUAUGUGAGUUUGUGUUUUUUUUUGAGAAUGGGAAAAGAAUACCAGAUUUUUGGAGAGUUUGUUUUUGUUGUUUUUUAGAGGCAAAAAAACAAAUAAAUAAAUGAAUGAGAAAAACAACACAAAAAAUAAUAAUAUUUUGGAAGGAAGAUUGUAUAUAUUUUGAUUGAGAACCGGGGAAUUUUUAAAAAUGAAAUCUUUCACAAAUUUUUGAAAUUCGUAAAGUUUAGGGGAAUUUUAAAAUUGAAACAAAAUAAAUUUUUCCAAAUAUCUACCAAAAACUUUUUUUUCCAAAAACCUGCAAGUUAUCUAGUUUGCAACAUGAUUUUUGAUCGAAUCAAACAUCUUAUUUCACAUAUGUUCAUUUUUUUUCUUUUAUUUCCGGACACACCUAUCAACCCCCCCCUUUCCCCCUCGAAAAAAAGAUCAAAUGAUACAUUUUUCUUCGUCUCGUGACCGAAAUGACUGACUCGAAAAUGUAUAGUUUCAAAAUCAUCUUUUUUGUCGCCUGUGCCCCGUGUCUUUCUGUUCAUCAUCAGCUGACCUCCUCUUUUUUCUAUCUCUGCUUCUCCGGCGACAAAAACUUGCAUAUAUACAUUUUUAUUGCUCAUAUUAAACAUGAAAAAAACUGGUAGACGUGGUGUUGUAAAAACAAAAAAAAAAUACAUCUAGUUUAUUGUUAGAUGAGGCAAAAUUGUUUGAUGAUCACAUGAUUUUCGAGGAAAAAAACAACACAAACGACGAUAAAGUGCAUUUUUCUUUGUUUUGGGAAAAAAAGAGACCUGUGGCUAUUUACUUGAGGGAGGAAAAUCUAAAAAUAUCUUUAUUUAAAGAUAGAUGGAUAAAUACUUAUUGACGAAGAACAAACCAGACUUCGUCGAAUGAACUUUUAGGACAACUGGAGGAAACUUGAGAGUUUGUUUUGUCAAACUCUAGAAAAAAAUUGAAACAGGAUUUUGGAAAAAUGGGAAAAUUUGAACAAAAAUACCAUCAGUUUUGCUUCAAAAUCAUGACAAAAAUUGUUCAAAAAUUAAAUUAAAUUUUGAUCCGAAAAAUCUGAUAUCUUUCUUGAAUUCGUUUAUUAAAGAUGCGAAAAAAUAUCAAAUAAAAAUCCCCAAAAUUUCCAAUCAUCAAGAAAUUAUUUCAGGCUCGACUAAAUUCACCAGAAUUAUCAAUGUGUGUUGAUGAAGAUGUUCGUCAAUUUACACACGAAGUCGAAGAAGCAUCAUAUUCGGGUUCAGCUCCACGAAGAACUCCAUCAGUUGGUAGCCCAACAGACAGUGCAGUUCCACUUCUUCGCGCUCAAAUUGGUCUCGAUUUUUAUCAAAAAACUCGUCGGCCAUCAACAGCAUUUGGACUUGGCAUGUUUUUUGGAUCAAAUCAAGAUGAUACAAAUGGAAUGUGGGAACAAUGGAAAUUGAUUCUCGACGUUUUUCGUGUUGAUAGUUUUGAUGAGUUGCAAAAAAUGAAGCAUAGUGUGGCUGAUUCGAUUGGUGAUAUUGUUUUGAAUGUUUGUGAGCAAUUUAAUCAACCCGUUUAUACACCAACAAUGCCAUCUGCAAGUGAAGUUUCGAAUGUUUUUGAUACACGAUUCUCGGAUUGUCAACCAUAUUUGUUCAAGAUUACGAGACAAGCGGUGCCAAGUGAGUGUUUUUUUCGAAAUUUGUAAACUGAAAAUUGAAAAAAAAUUGAAAAUCCGAAAACCCAGAAUUUUUUUUCGGGAUUCGAAAAUAAAAUUUGAUUUGAUUUUUUUCACGGUUUCACUUCAUAAUAACCUGAAGCGAAUAAUCAUCAUACCACAUUUCACGGAGUCUAUUUCAAAACAAUUCAAUAUUUAUUUCAAAAUAUUUCCAAUUUUCCCGAGAUAACAAAAAUUAGUUUCGACAUUUAUUUGACCAGUUAUUUCUUUCGAAAUCUUCCAUAUUUCAAAAUCUUCACAAAACGUUAUCAUUUUCUUUUUCAGAUAUCACAUUGCGCCCCAACUUUACACAAGUCAACUUCCAACGCCUUAAAGAUGUCCUUCAAAUUUAG